Molecule: messenger RNA, 3738 nt
Organism: Juglans regia (Persian walnut)
Lineage: Eukaryota; Viridiplantae; Streptophyta; Magnoliopsida; Fagales; Juglandaceae
Product: receptor-like protein kinase FERONIA
Exons: 2
Coding region: 227-2941 (904 amino acids)
Biological process (GO): protein phosphorylation
Molecular function (GO): protein kinase activity; ATP binding
Source: RefSeq, a predicted model, not a curated record
UCGAAUUCCCCACUCACCGGGAUUGCAAGACUUUAUUCUGUUAAAAUGGUACUGUCAUUAUGCUCUUCAGUGGUGAUAAUGCACAUUAUUCGUAUGAUUUUUUUGAAGUAAAAUUGGUGUAUAUGACACGAUAUGUAUCAUAUAUAUCAGGUUUAGAUGCGAGUGGGUUUAUAUAGAGACUCCACGUUAACAUUUUAUAUACAUACAGCCAUACCUUAACAUUGAUAUGGUUCCCAUCUCUCUAGCUCUCCCUUCCGCAAUGACUAAUCCCAGCUGUAAUAAUUUUUGUAAGCCAACCCUUUCAAAUCUCUCCACAAUCUUUCUCUCGUUCUUGCUCCACCUUCUCAUCCGCCCUAUUGCCGGCGAAUUGGCACCUCCAUAUACUCCUACUGAAAAUAUUACCCUCUCCUGUGGUUCCUCCGGCCACUCUAUCAAAUCAUUAGAUGGUAGGACAUGGAUCGGAGACAUUAACUCCUCAAUCUUCCCCAUUGAAAAAUUACAAAACAACGCAUCAGUUACCUCUGCGGCUAGCCAACCAACAACUUCGACCAGUGUACCUUAUCUCACAGCACGCGUCUCUCACUCCGAAUUCACCUACGUAUUCCAGGUCACUUCUGGCCAAAAAUUCAUCCGACUGUACUUCUACCCAGCUAUAUACCAAAACUUUGAGCGCUCCAAAGCCCUUUUCUCUGUCAAAAUUGGCCCCUACACUCUUCUUCACGAAUUUAAUGCAUCGCUUACUGCCGAUUUCGAUGAUAAUCCUUUGGAUACUAUAUACAGAGAAUUCUGCAUUAACGUGGUAGAUGAGCAGUGGUUAAACAUAACUUUUAUUCCAAGCCCAGAUAAGAUAGAUUCGUAUGCAUUCAUCAAUGGAAUAGAAGUUGUAUCGAUGCCACCAUAUCUUUACUACACUAAACCCGACGAUCCAGAAAAUGGGUUCAAAUUUAUCGGAGAACCAAACCAGCGUGUGCGCAUCGAAAACAACACUGCUCUGGAAAUGUUAUACCGCAUAAACGUGGGUGCAGGUGAAAUACCGCCUUAUAAAGAUACAGGAAUGUUUCGGAUGUGGUCAGCUGAGGGCGCCUACCUGACGUCCUCUGGGACAAGUGUUUUACCUGUCAACUUAACUGCCCACCCCCAGUUUACCAAAAUCCCUGCUUACACUGCGCCAGAAGAUGUCUAUCGAACCGCACGGUCUAUGGGAAUGGAUAAUGAGUUAAACAAGAAGUAUAUUCUCACCUGGCAGUUUCCCGUGGAUUAUGGGUUCAUGUAUAUGGUAAGGUUACAUUUUUGCGAGUUCGAGUCGGAGAUUCGUGUAAUCGGUGAUAGAGUGUUCCUCAUCUUCAUAAAUAAUCAACCCGCAGAGGGAGGAUUCGACGUGAUAAGACAAAGUGGUGGAAACGGGGUUCCAAUAUAUAAGGAUUACGCAGUCUUGAUGCCCAAUGCCCAAAGAAAUGAGAAGAAACUAAACCUCUCUGUCGCUUUGCAGGCAAACCCAGCUGAUUGGCAAACAGCCAGAAGUGAUGCUAUCUUGAAUGGUAUUGAAAUCUUCAAGUUGAGCAACGUCGACGGCAAUCUCGCUGGACCCAAUCUCGACCCUCGUGAUAUAUUGACCCCAACAACCACUACGCCGCCGAGCCAAUUGCACAAAAGGCGAACAAGGGUUGCAAUCUUGAAAGCAAUAAUUGGUACUCUUGGAGGUAUAGUUUUCAUCGUGGCCAUGCUAUCUAUUGUCGGAUUCUUGAUUUUCAGGCGAAACAAGAGGAUCAAGCAGGAGGGCUCCAGUGAUGGGACAAGUUGGUGGUAUCCGUUUUCGCCUUCAAAAACCAAGUCAAGGACUAGUGGCUCAUCUCUUCCAUCUGAUUUGUGCCGUUGCUUCUCUCUGACUGAAAUUAGAUCUGCGAUCAAUAAUUUCGACGAUGCUUUCAUCAUUGGGGUUGGGGGUUUUGGCAAUGUCUACAAAGGGUAUAUUGAUGAUGGGGCCGCCCUUGUUGCAAUCAAACGACUGAAUCCAAGGUCGAGACAAGGUGCCCACGAGUUCCAGACAGAGAUUCGGAUGCUCUCCCAGCUUCGCCACCUCAAUCUCGUAUCUCUUAUUGGCUAUUGCAAUGAACAACAAGAAAUGAUCCUCGUCUAUGAUUACAUGGCCCGCGGGUCGCUUCGGGAUCAUCUCUACAAUACCGACAAACCACCUCUUUCAUGGGAGCAACGACUCCAGAUAUGUAUCGGAGCGGCCCAUGGGUUGUAUUAUCUACACAGGGGCACAAGCCGCACAAUCAUUCACCGAGACGUGAAGACGACAAAUAUUUUGUUGGACGAAGAAUGGGUGGCAAAGGUUUCUGAUUUUGGUUUGUCUAAACUGGGCCCAACAGGUCAUUCCAUGACCCAUGUGAGCACAGAGGUCAAGGGCAGCAUUGGGUACUUGGAUCCAGAGUAUUACCGGCGUCAGCAGCUGACUGAGAAGUCCGACGUGUACUCGUUUGGCGUCGUCUUGUGUGAAGUGUUGUGCGCAAGGGCACCUUUGGUUCGCAAUGCUGAUAAAGAGCAAGUGAGCCUAUCAGAGUUGGUCCGGAAACGCUAUCAGAGCGGAAAGCUUGAUCAGAUAGUCGACCCAUUUUUGACAGGAGAGAUUUCGCCAGAUUGUUUGAGGAAAUUUGGUGAGAUUGCAGUAAGUUGUUUACUUGACGAUGGAGUCGAGCGACCAUCGAUGGACGAUGUGGUUGGAGACCUCGAAUUUGCGCUACAACUGCAACAUUCCAAAACUGGUAAAAAAUCAGUAAUUGGGGAUCAUUGUGAUGCCGUUUUUACCGGUAGCAGUGGAAGCGAGCACAAUGGAAAGGGUGGCAGCAGCGAACUGGAGCCGAGUUUCGGGGAAAAGGAAUCAUAUAGCUUGAUCUCUGGGACAGCGUUCUCUGAUCUCGUGAAUCCGAAAGGACGAUAAAGAUCAAUAUGUCCAUGAGAGAGAUUAUGAUGUCUUACAGCAAGGUGCUUUGACCAUAUGAGUAGAAGAAAGAAAGUGAAGGGAGAAGCCUUUUGUUGCCUAAUGGGAAGUGAAAGCUGGAAUCUUGUUUGGAGGUUGAAUACUCUAGGUGUUGUGAAGACUUUCAUUUGGAAAGCCAUCAAUAAUUGUCUCCCUACAAGAGUGAACCUGACUAAAAGGAAGAUUAUUGAGAACCCCUUGUGCCCAAUAUGUGAAAGAGAGGAAGAAACGAUUUGUCAUACCCUGUGGAGCUGUAUAGUUGCAUCUGAUGUGUGGGUUGAAUUUAUAAGCCCUAUCCACAAACAGUCCAACAAUGAAGUUGAUUUCAUAGUGUUAUGGAAGAAGCUAUAUAUCUCUGAAACUUCUGCAGAAUGACUUGAUGUUAUAGCAAUUAUCACGAGGAGGCUUUGGACUAGAAGUAAAAAAUGAUUUUUUAGAGGACCUUCACUAGUCCUAGAGUGGUAGUGAAACAAGCAAGCGAGAGUCUUGAUGAGUUCACGCAAGCACAUAACAAUCUAGGGAGGGUCAAAAGUUGUUGGGAGUACUGACAGAGGCAUGGCUAAGUGGAGACCACCUUGGCAGUGGUGUCAAAGUCAAGUGGAUGUUGCAGUAAUUGUUAUCAGAGACUCUCAAAGGGAGACUUUGGUUUCUUUGUGCAUGAGUAGGAAGGAAGUUACAUGCCCAAUGAUAGUAGAAAUAUUGGCCUAAUGGAGGGCUUUGAAAUUAUGUGUUGAAUUCAACUAGUACUUUAAUUCUGU